AUGGCCACUGAUCCAUUUUACGAGACGAUAAAACCGACCGUGUAUCUCGCGAGAGCGUACGCACUUGUUCCGUUCUCACUGGAAUCUGGAACUCUUCAAUUGCUGAACUUGACGAUAACGACAGUCGUCACUAGUUACUACGUCUACGGAAUCACCGAAGUCUACUCGUCCAUGUACCACAACCCGAUCCUGCCAAAGUUCGAGAAAAUGAUGUUAAUACUGCAAGUGACUGCUACCAGUUCAGUCGCCAUUUCGUCAUGGCUCGUCAACCAUUUGUGGUACAAAGACAUCGUCUCGACUUUGAAAAAAUUGCUGAACGUAGAAAGUCUUUUAGUCUCGCAGGAUUUACAUGUCGAUGUAAAGUACCGUAGAAAACUGCAACUCCAGUUUAUCGUAACCAUAGCUUUCUUCUCGUUACAGAACGUCAUGGACAACUUUAUUCUCGGCGAGAAUAUAAUCGCGUUGUUUAUCAUCUACACGAUCGCGAUGUUGACUUUGAGUCAUUUUCUACUUCUGAUUUGCUUGUGUAGACGGUACUAUUCCUUCAUCAAUGACAAAAUCAAAACCCUCGGAGAACUUUCACCAGAAGGACUCGCCGACAUUUUUAAACUUUCAGAAGAAAUGAACUCCUGGGGGAGAAAGACUAUUCCUUUUCAGAACAGAAAUUCUUUCAAACACUCGUUGAAGACUGUAAUGGAAUGUCACAGUGAGUUAUUCAUCGUCUGCGGUUCCAUCAACAAAUAUUUUGGCCUGCAAAUAUUGCUGAAUGUGACGGCUAACAUGUUGAAUGUUACGAGUAUUUGCUACUACGUUCCCGCCAUCGUGAUUGACGAGUCGGACAAACCACAUCAUUACAUGAUCAUCAGCAUCAAGUCUGUGUCGUUCAUCGCUCUCUUCGCGUUCUCCCAACUUUGGAUCAUGGCGCAUAUCUGUUCUUCUACUUGCGAUGAGGCUAACAGCACUGGGAUUUUAGUACAUGGAAUCUCCAACCAACCAAAGUUCUCUUGUUUUUCAAUUGAGCUUGAUGCGUUCUACACUCAACUUCUCCACCAAAGAAUCAACUUCUCGGCACACGGCUUCUUCGCUAUAGACUUUACGUUGAUCAACACUGUUAUAGGAGUGGUGAUUACAUACAUUGUGAUCUUGAUUCAGUUCCAGAUGUCCAAUGAAACUCCAAAAUCAACAAAUUCAACAGCUGUUAAUAUGCUGAUGGAAAAUACCACUACUAAUAUGUUAUAA
Molecule: messenger RNA, 1239 nt
Organism: Macrosteles quadrilineatus (aster leafhopper)
Lineage: Eukaryota; Metazoa; Arthropoda; Insecta; Hemiptera; Cicadellidae
Product: putative gustatory receptor 28b
Exons: 4
Coding region: 1-1239 (412 amino acids)
Biological process (GO): sensory perception of taste
Cellular component (GO): axon; dendrite; membrane
Source: RefSeq, a predicted model, not a curated record